GUCAAAUCAAAUCUAUAAAACCAUUUUUAAAAAUUAAAUCCGAGUGUUUGUUUAAGUUUUAAUUUAUAAUUCGACAUGUGGUAAAAAAAAAUAAAAACAAAAACAGAUCCAAGUCGGCACUGGCUGACUGAGUCUCUUCCCUUUGGCCGAAAAGGAAAGAGGCCGUCAUUCAGUCGAGCCUAAUCGCUUCAGCUAACGUAACCCCUUCAAAAUCCAGAUUCGGUUUUGUAAAGGCUAAAUUUUCUGGGACUGUUGUUUGCUUUGUGCAGUUAUCCUAACUUCAUUUGUGAAAUCUCUUUUUAUCGUAUGUCCAUCCAGAAUCUAAAUACAUUCGACCCGUUUGCAGAUGCAAUUAAGGGUUCUGAUGACGAUGUGCAAGAUGGGCUCGUUCAUAUAAGAAUACAACAGAGAAAUGGUCGUAAGACUCUAACUACAGUGCAAGGACUUUCAUCUGAAUAUGACUUGAAAAAGAUUGUUCGAGCAUGUAAAAAAGAGUUUGCUUGCAAUGGAACUAUGAUUGAACAUCCAGAAUACGGGGAAGUGUUACAAUUGCAAGGAGAUCAGCGUGAGAAUAUAUGCCAGUGGCUCACCAAAACUGGUCUUGCAAAACCUGAUCAAUUGAAAGUCCACGGAUUCUAAGUUCAUAAAAAUACAACAAAAAAAUACAAAAACUAACUGGAAAAAAAGGAGAGAAAAAACCCAAAAAUGAAAUUCAAUUGUAUUAUUAAUUCACCAGAAGUUGCCCUGUUGUACUGACGACCAUAACAGAUUUACAAGAAAUAUUUAAGGAGAUUUAAUUAGUAAUUUUGUUGUUCUUUGUU
Cimex lectularius (bed bug) is the source of this 821-nucleotide messenger RNA. RefSeq names its product eukaryotic translation initiation factor eIF1 (gene eIF1). The coding region runs from base 307 to 639 and encodes 110 amino acids. Gene Ontology annotation, biological process: translational initiation. Lineage: Eukaryota; Metazoa; Arthropoda; Insecta; Hemiptera; Cimicidae. The record is from RefSeq and is a predicted model, not a curated record. The transcript has 3 exons. Gene Ontology annotation, cellular component: eukaryotic 43S preinitiation complex. Gene Ontology annotation, molecular function: ribosomal small subunit binding; translation initiation factor activity; RNA binding.